AUGAAAGUCGCCUUUAUAGGCGCUGAAGGUGCAACAGAUGACAAGACUUUGCACAAGCAAGCUGUAGCGGAGAAUGCCAGACGGAGCUUUAGCGUCUUGCAUGAAGCUCAAAGACCAAGAGUCUCAACGUACGCCAACAUCGAAGAUUUCAUCCAGAACCACGAUGGCUCCAGAAUUCGGUGGGCGUUCGCAUUGGACUUUGCUGAACAACUACCCUCUGUCGAUCACCCAGAGCUCGUCUACAAGCUCAACAGCAAGCGAUGGCUUGCUGACUGCAGCCUGAAGAGCGCCAAAGAUACGAUUAUAGACUGCCAGAUUUCUUGUCCAGAGCAUACGAGCGAGUCUGGUCUUUGGUACUACAGCGGCAAAGAAUGUCGCUCAUGCGGCUCCGGCAUCGAGACUGAAGUACACCGAGUCUGCAGCAUUCUUCCCGAUCGGCCACCAUAUGUUCUGAAACUUACCCAAAGCCUAUCAUCAGUCGGAACACUUCUUGUCAAGAACGAAGAGGAACGAAAAGAAGUGGUAGAUCAGGUCGAGAGCUAUCUUCGAGAAUACUUACCACACAUUACCAAGGAGAACGCACAUCUCCGCACGACUAGCUUGAUAUUGUCAGACUUCAUUCCAGGAGAGACAAUGGCUCUGAACUUCUUCGUCCGGAAAAAUGGAUCUGUAGUCUUCUUAGGAGCAUGCCAUCAAUUAGCAACUGGUGAAAGCGGACGUCAAGCAACAGCCAUUACGUACGCCGAGCAGGAGAAGCUGCAGAAGAAGUACCAGUGUACCCUCGACAAGAUUGGUCAAGCACUCCAUGAAGAAGGCUACUAUGGCCCAGUCGGCGCUGACAUAAUGGAGAAUCCUGACGAGGGCACGCUUUUCACGAUCGACGCCAACGUACGAUCUCCGCUCUCUUUUGUUCUGUACCUAUUCCGAGGUCAUCUGAAUGAGAAGCGGGGUUUUGCGACGAGUUUGGUAUACGAAUGCAUCAUGCUUACAUUGUCGAGAGACCGUUUUGAGAAGGAGUUCAAUGAAGAACUGCAUGAUGCAAGGAUCAUUCUCCUUGGAAGCACGAGGCUUGGUCUGACGGAGCAAUGGGCUUAUGGAAUGGUUGUCGUCGGCAACAGCCAGAAAGAGAUCGAUGAUCUGAGCAACCGCAUUCUGGCGUUUGAAAUUGAAGGUGGUCAGGGCGGUGACUGA
This is a messenger RNA of Pseudocercospora fijiensis CIRAD86, 1191 nucleotides long. RefSeq lists its product as uncharacterized. NCBI's taxonomy places the organism in Eukaryota, Fungi, Ascomycota, Dothideomycetes, Mycosphaerellales, Mycosphaerellaceae. The record is from RefSeq and is a predicted model, not a curated record. The transcript has 2 exons. The coding region runs from base 1 to 1191 and encodes 396 amino acids.